CAAUUGCAACAUUUCUUGGAAUGUCAAAACGUUUAGGAAAAAAAAAGAAGUGUGUGCGAGAAAAACAUUAUUUUCACAUUGUGUUGCAAAUUUUUCCCAAAUUCUCCACAUUUCCCGAGAGUUUCAAAACAAACGACCGUCAAGGUCGUCAGAGAUUCUCAGAUGGAGCCAUCCGGAAAAUACUCGAGGAGGAUGAAGAUAUGUCCGGAAAUGAUCAUUCCCAGUCCAAUCGUGGUGGGAAUCGCGGAGGCUCACUUCCGGUACGAAGGCGUGGAUCUCCUAUUCCACGCAGGGGAAAUUUCGGUGGUCAAAAUUGGGGUAAACGUCGCUCUAAGCUCGUAGCAGGCACAUCUGGAUGGUACCAAGUUGUAAUCCAGCACGGUCAACAAUUCCCCAAGGAUGUCCUCUUUAAGCGAAUCCUCGAGCAUAUCUUCCCCCAAAUCUUCGUACCGCAUUACUUUACAACCGACAGCAAUGGGUGCUCCUUCUUUGUGGAUGAAUUCGACACGGCUGAGAAACUGUACAGAAAUAACAGGAUUGAAAUGCCUUCGGGACAGACACUCACCCUCAAGGUCUACAGCAGUGUACCCAAUGUGAUUGUCGAUAGUUCGCUGAAGGAGCGCAUUAAGAUGGCUAUGGCAAAGCGCUAUAACACCCAAACAAAAGCUCUAGACCUCACACGCUUCUACGCGGAUUCUGACCUCACUGAUGUCUUCGUGGGGCUAUCCCGCGUGUCAAUUAUGGGAACAGCGAUUGAUGUUAUUGCGGAGAAUGUUCCGCAAAUUGAGACGCUCAUCCUAAGCGACAACAAAAUCUUUGCCCUCACACAUUUUGACACGCUGGCAAAAAAGUGUCCCAACCUGAAAAAUCUUUGCCUUAGGAAUAAUAAGAUCGCAACACCAAAUACACUGGAUAACUUGAAGUCGCUGCCCCUGACGGAACUCGUAUUGGCUGGUAAUCCGAUAAAAGACAAAUUUCCCCAACAGCAGUACAUCAGCGAAGUGCGAAAAAGGGCGACAAAAUUGGUCAUUCUGGAUGGAGAUCCUCUACCACCCCAAAUUGGAUUUGAUGUGUCUCCUGAGGGUGUUUUGCCAACAGCAAGGAAUUCCUUUAUUUGCGACGUCAAUGGAACAGCGAUUGUGAGGCAAUUUCUCGAGCAGUACUUUAUGCUUUUUGAUUCAGAAAAUCGACAACCACUACUUGAUGCCUAUCACGAGCAUGCUACCUUUUCGCUCACGUCGUACUCGCCAUUCGAUGAAAUACCUGGCAGAGGUUUGAAACCUUAUUCGUUUAUGAAUCGGAACCUGCUAAAGACCAAUUACGAAAGGAAGCGACGCUUAGUGAAGUACGGACGUCUUCCUGUGGUCUCCUAUUUAUCUGAAUUCCCGUUAACGCAGCAUGAUCCACAAUCAUUUGGCGUAGAUCUUUCCGUGUUUUUGCCUCAAAUGAUUCUUCUUACCGUCACGGGACUAUUCCGGGAGAAGCGAAAGAAUCAAUCACAACCCCUUAGAUCGUUUCAAAAGUGUCUCCUCAUUGUUCCAUCCGGUGGUGGAUUUUGCAUACGAAAUGAAAUGCUUCACAUCACAGAUGUUACAAAGGAUCAAACAAUGGGUGCAUUUAAGCCAGCACCAGUUACGGAAACACCACAGAUGCACACACCACAGGCACCCAUUGCUCCAGUUGCUCCAAUUCAAGCCAUGCCAAGCACAAGUCAUGGGGUUGAUGAUGUAACCAAGAUGCAAAUGAUCCAGGCCUUGGUACAGUCGAGUAAUAUGAAUAUGGAGUGGAGUAGAAAAUGUCUCGAGGAGAAUAAUUGGGAUUACGAGAGAGCAGGAUAUGUGUUUGCGGAGAUGAAUAAGCAAAAUAAAAUACCCCCUGAAGCAUUCAUGAAGUAAGAAUGUAACCCGGGAGAAAUAAUGUCAUUUUAGCAAGUUCAUUAUUGCUAUUAUUGCUAUAACCUUUAAUUAAAAAAAAAGAAACACCGAGAAGAUGAUGAGUAAAUUAAAACUUUAUUGCCUAAUGAUAAAUGGCAUAGAGUUCUAUAUUUAGUUUAAAUAUCAAUUAUGUAUGUAUGCAUAUGAAUGUUAAAAGGAAAUUUUCUUAAUUUUUAUGAGUUGAGUUAUUAAAAAAAAAUGGUAGUAAAGAAAACUCCUUGAGUUUUAUAGCAUAAUUUUGCAUUAUUGUAUAAUUCUGACGAUAUACAUGCAAUUUACAUUGCAAUUAAUUUAUGUCACUGUGAAGUGCAUUUGGAAGUAGCAUAGAAUGAUACAAUGAGAAUAUAAUAAUUUAGUAGAGAGAAUAGAAGAGAGACAUUUUACAAAUUAUUGAGACAGAUUUUUUUUCAAUUUUUCUUUCUUUUGAAAAAUUAAAAGCACAAAGAAAAAAAAUUUAUUAGGGAGCAAUGUAAAAAGUCAUUGAAAUCUUUCCUGAUUUUGCCCUUCUUGCGUGUGUUACAAAACCUCAAUGUGGUGUCUGAUAUCAAAAUCCUAUAAAUACACACAAUUCAACCACAUUGGCUGGAAAAAGUGAAACAUUGACGUCAAGAGUGUGCUACAAAUACAAAGCUAAAUUGCUGAUUUGCUGUGUACAUUUGAUACUGUGCGAUAAUAAGUUAAUUAUUUGGUACAAUAUAAUGGAAGAUUCAUUGUUGAGUGUAUCUGAUGGAAUAAAUUUAUAAUUUUAUGCUAUAAGUUAGUAAAGAAAGGUCCCAGAAUUGAGGCUUUUAGACAUAUUUUUUACAUAUUGAUUAUGCUGUUAAAAUAAGCGAGAGGUUUUAGCGGAGGUGUUUCAAGAGCAAAAGAAAUCUUCACAAUCGAACGACCUCGAUGGAGUUAUUUUUUUUUGUGUUAACUCUUGAGAGUCAUUUGAAAGCUCUUGCCUCUCCUGUCGCCUUUUGCAAGCAAAUUCUCGAGCAAAUAUGCUUUUUGUUUUACAAAUUACCCCACUCGUAAUUCUUCAGUACACUUUUUUUUUUUGUCUAAAGACCACAAAAAAUGUGAGACCACUUAAAAGAGAUGAAUAGAUGGUGAGACCAAGAGAAAACACAGAGCGAUAAGCAAAUACAUAAUUAUCAGUGCUAUUUGGUAAAUCUACUGCAUAAAUUUCCUCUCUUACAUAAAUUAAUGUACAUACUAUAGGUCUCACAUACAAGGAAAUUAAAAAAAAAGACGCCUAAAUUGAAGAAAGAAAAUUCUAAAAUAUGUCUCAUUUGCAAGUGAAUUUACACACUUUGCGAGAACAAUUUGCACACCAUGCCAUUCAAACAUUAUUCGCGCCGCACUGUCAAUAAAACAGGUAUAUUUAAUGUAAGUCAAGUGUCUCGUUUAAAUUAAUUUGAUUGACGUCAGUGGCUCACAUUGCGUACACACGACAUACAAGAAGGUACCCUUAAAUUAUACGGUGUGUAUAUUGUAUACACAAUACCAAAUAAUAGGAUAGAAGGAAUGUCUUUGAACUGACAAAGUUUAUUAUUUUAUAUUGUUUGUAAUUGGACAUUGUGAAAAAAUACAACAAGAAAAAACAAUUUAUAAAA
Molecule: messenger RNA, 3532 nt
Organism: Lutzomyia longipalpis
Lineage: Eukaryota; Metazoa; Arthropoda; Insecta; Diptera; Psychodidae
Gene: sbr
Product: nuclear RNA export factor 1
Exons: 8
Coding region: 21-1895 (624 amino acids)
Biological process (GO): poly(A)+ mRNA export from nucleus
Cellular component (GO): cytoplasm; nucleus
Molecular function (GO): protein binding; RNA binding
Source: RefSeq, a predicted model, not a curated record